UUGAAAGUGCAGAUGUAGUUAGUAUGCAUGAAACUGUAAACCAUAAUUUGCACGCAUGAUAUAAACAUUUAACGUUCAAAAAGAGGACAACAAUUUUACACGGAUCAUACCUAGACCCCAAAGUCAUCAGAGAAACGCUUCUUGUUUUGCUCAUUAAUGCAUAACGGCAGACAAUUACACCUGUUCUGACACCGUGGUUUCUCGGAAAGCCCUGUGUUAUAAGAAGAGCUCAGUUGGAUCACUCCAUAUAAAGCUUCUCAGCUUAGUCUCUCUGUCAGUUUGGUGUAGCCAGUGCUCUAGAGUCAGCUUCAAAAUCCAGUCAUAGCAUUAGACUGCAGAGCUGGAGAGCACCAUGUGCAGUCCCAUGCAAGAGCCUAUUUGUUUGGUGGAAAACGUAAAUGGUUCACUGUGUGUGAAUGACAGUGCCAUUGAGUACCUGUCCAGAAAUAAUCAGCCAGUGGUGGUAGUGUCUGUGGUGGGACUCUAUCGCACAGGAAAAUCUUACCUCAUGAAUCGCCUGGCAGGAAAAGAAACUGGCUUUGCUCUGGGUAGCACCAUUGAGUCGAAGACUAAAGGUAUUUGGAUGUGGUGUGUGCCACAUCCCUAUAGAACAGGACAUACUCUGGUGCUGCUUGAUACUGAAGGACUGGGGGACAUUGACAAGGGAGACUCUAAAAAUGACGCCUGGAUCUUCUGCCUGGCUGUUCUUCUCAGCAGCACUCUGGUCUACAACAGCCGUGGAACUAUCGACAACACAGCAGUAGAGCAACUACACUAUGUCACUGAGCUUGCAGAGCAGAUUAAGAUCAAAUCACCUGCAUCCAAAGCAGCUGAGGCUGAGGAGGAGGAGGAAGAAGAAGUGGAAGAAUCUCAGUUUGUGAAAUUUUUUCCUAACUUUAUUUGGACAGUGCGUGAUUUUACACUGGAGCUGGUGAUUGAAAAAAAGGGUCGUGUGACCGAGGAUGAGUACCUGGAUUUUGCCCUGCAGCUGAAGAAAGGUGUUAGUAAGAAGGACACAAACUACAACCUUCCAAGGCAGUGCAUUCGAAACUAUUUUCCAAGCCGCAAGUGCUUUGUUUUCCCAUUUCCUGCCUCCCAGGACAAAAUGGUUUAUCUCGAGAGCCUAGAUGAGAGUGAAAUUUUCCCCAAGUUUCUGCAUGUUACACAAAGUUUCUGUGAGCACAUCUUUUCUACAAGCAAAGUUAAAACAGUUAAAGGAGGAUACAAAGUCACAGGGAGGAUGUUUGGUCACCUAGUGCAGACAUAUGUGCAGACGAUCUCUAGUGGAAAAAUCCCCUGUCUGGAGAAUGCUGUGGUUGCUAUGGCAAUGAUUGAAAAUGAGGCAGCUGUGCAGGAGGGACUUAAGCUGUACGAGGUUGAGAUGGAACAGGUGAAGAGAUUGUUUCCUGUCAGUUUCCGUGAAAUUUCUGCUGCACACAAGAAAAUCAGCAGUAUGGCGAACACUGAGUUUUUAAAGCGCUCCUUUAAAGAUGAAGAAGGGAAAUAUUGUAGGAAACUGAUGGAGGCGGUAGAUAAGCACUAUGCUGAACUAACUAUUCAGAACUUGGAGGCAUCAGAACAGAAAUGCCAGCAGAUUCUGUAUGAUCUAAACAGGGAGAUGAGAGAGCUUGUGCAGAAGGGAGACUUUGCAAAGCCUGGAGGAUAUAAACUCUACUGCACAUACAGAAACAACAUUAUCAUCCAUUACCACAGCCAGCCAAACAAGGGAAUCCAGGCUGAGGAGGUGUUGCAGAGGUUUUUGAAUGAGAAAAGUGUGGAGGCAAAAUUAAUUCUCCAAACUGAUGAACAACUGACCGAAUUUGACAAGAAGAUUCAAGAGGAACGAGAACAAGCGGCUCUGUUAGAGCAGCAAUGUAAAGUAGAACAAGAGAAAAAGUUGGAGACGGAGCGGCUGAUGCAGGAGGAAAAAGAAAGCCAUCAGCAGCGACUACAGCAGCUGGAGAAAAAGUAUGAGGAGGAGAAGCAUCAGCAACAGCAGGAGCUGGACCAAGCACUGGAGAGCAAAGUGACCGAACAGAAAAAGCUCAUACAGAAAGGGUUUGAUGAGAAAGCCCAGCUGAUGAGCCUGGAGAUUGAGCAACUUAAAAAAGAAAAAGAUGAAAUGUCUCACAGUUUUUUUAAGGAUUAUGUUGUUCCUGGUAUGGAUGUUGCUAAAAAAUUGUUGGACACUUACCUCCAGUAUAGAGCAAUGAAGCAAGGAUUAGCCAAGAAAAUCAGGUCUGUCUUUCUGUAAAUAGAGAACACUAACUAAAAUUAAGCAACAGUUACAUACUGUAAUAUAUUGGACAGUAAUGUUACACAGAAUAUUUACUAACAGAUACCUAAAUACAUACAUUUUCACUUAUAUAUUUUAGGUAUACUGAUAUACUCAAGGUUCAAGGGAGAUUUGUUGUCAUUUCAGAACAUGUGGUACAUGAAAGGGAUAAAAUCUAAAUAUUGAGGUCCCUAAAUAUGCAAUAUACAAAAUAUACAAUAUAUUAAAACUAUACAAUAGAAACUAUACAUAUACAAAAUAGAACUUAGAGACACUGACCAGCUAAACAUUCUAAACUCAAUCACAAUUUAGACUAGAAUAACAGUAAAAAAACAACAACAAAAAAACAUGUAAAACAUUUACUUACUAAAAGUAUGUAAAUAAGAAAAGUGUAAACUCCUUUGUUAUGGUGCACAUGAGAAGUCAUAGUGUAAGGGUAUAUUGUAAUAUAUUUUAUGAUGUAUAUGCUACAAAAAUAACAUAUCACUGCUUUUGAACUAAAAUGAUGUUGAAGAAAAAGAAAAUAAUAUGCACUACAAAACUGUUUUUGUUUACAAGUGGACAGAAUGAUUUCCUUUUACCUUUAUCUAUUUAUUGAAGAGUAGAUGUUUUGCACUGGAUUUUAUGGUUCAUCUCAAUCUUACAUAUUAGCUGGAAGGGAAAUAUUAAAACGGGGAAUCCUUAAUGUUUUCACAUAAAACAUCACUGCACUUUAACUCCUACUUCCAAAGCUGGGAUAUGCGAAGAGGAGAAUUCCACUGUUAUGUAAUGGAUAUGUGGCAAUAAUAAAGGCUUUUUCUUCUAA
Hemibagrus wyckioides is the source of this 3080-nucleotide messenger RNA. Its product is annotated as guanylate-binding protein 1-like. The transcript is spliced from 11 exons. The record is from RefSeq and is a predicted model, not a curated record. The coding region runs from base 353 to 2254 and encodes 633 amino acids. Lineage: Eukaryota; Metazoa; Chordata; Actinopteri; Siluriformes; Bagridae. Gene Ontology annotation, molecular function: GTP binding; GTPase activity.